This is a messenger RNA of Strongylocentrotus purpuratus (purple sea urchin), 2825 nucleotides long. RefSeq names its product P-selectin-like. NCBI's taxonomy places the organism in Eukaryota, Metazoa, Echinodermata, Echinoidea, Camarodonta, Strongylocentrotidae. The transcript has 16 exons. The coding region runs from base 1 to 2733 and encodes 910 amino acids. The record is from RefSeq and is a predicted model, not a curated record.
AUGUGUUCCAUUCCUGAUGCCUUUCCGUCUCAUCUCAAUUCAAUGAACAAUGACUGUGCUUCUCGAUCUACCAUUGUGUACGGUACGACAUGUUCCUUUGUCUGUGAUACUGGAUACACUAUUUCAGAUUCUACGUCGAUAUCUUGUACAGAAAGUGGAGCUCUAUCCGCCGAUCUCCCUAACUGUGCAGUUGUGACGUGUUCCAUUCCUGACGCCUUCCCGCCACAUGUGAUCCCGAUGAACAAUGAAUGUUCGUCUGGAUCUAUCGUGGAAUAUAAUACAAUAUGUUCCUUUGCCUGUGAUACUGGAUACAGAAGUUCAGAUUCUAUGUCGAUGUCUUGUACGGAAAGUGGAGCUCUAUCCGCCGAUCUGCCAAAUUGUGAAGUUGUGACGUGUUCCAUUCCGGAUGCCUUGCCGUCACAUCUCAGUUCACUGAACAAUGGCUGUACAUCCAGUUCUACAAUAGAAUAUGGUACAACAUGUUCCUUUGCCUGUGAUACUGGAUACAGUACUUCCGAUUCUACGUCGAUAUCUUGUACAGAAAGUGGAGCUCUAUCCGAUGAUCUCCCUAACUGUGAAGUUGUAACGUGUUCCAUUCCUGAUGCCUUGCCGUCACAUCUCAGUUCACUGAACAAUGACUGUACAUCUGGAUCUACAAUAGAAUAUGAUUCGACAUGUUCGUUUGCCUGUGAUAUUGGAUACAACACUUCAGAUUCUACGUCGAUAUCUUGUACAGAAAAUGGAGCGUUGUCGACGGACCUUCCAAAUUGCACAGUUGUUACAUGUUCCCUACCUACCGACUUCCCGUCACAUCUUCGUUCAGUUGAAGACCACUGUGCUGCGGGAUCCGCCACAGACUACAGCACCACUUGUUCUUUCGCCUGUGAUACUGGGUAUAAUCUAUUUGGAUCCACCUCGUUGUCUUGCACAGAAAAUGGAGCUUUAUCCACCGAUUUGCCAAAUUGUACAAGUGUGAUGUGCGAGGUUCCAACGACUGCCGUUUCGGUAAAUACAACCUGUAGAGAGGGGUCAAGAGUCACAUACAGCACUUCCUGUGAAUUCUCAUGUACUUCUGGGGUACCGGAAAGUGGGAAUACAGCACGCUUUUGCCGCGCUGAUGGAACUUUUUCUGGCAGGGACCUUACUUGUGGAGAAGUGAUGUGCAGCAUUCCAGUCUAUUCGAGUAUGCUCUCAUCAUCACAGUGUCCUUCGGGAGGUCGCGUGGCUGUGGAUACACUGUGCCAGUUUGAGUGUGAAAGCGGCGAGGUGACCCAACCGGCAAUUAUCAGCUGUACCAGUUCAGGGCAACUGGAGGCUGGUGUUCCUCAGUGCCGAGAGACGUGUGGUUCCCAGGUCUGUGGCGAGGGCGAGUAUUGCGGAGCUAAUGUGACGUGCCUCUGUGUCAUGGGUACUCGUACAACACAAGGGAUCUGCUCGGAUCCAUGUGGAGGUAGCUGUGCUACUACUGAAAAAUGUACUAUCGAAACCGAAAGCGGAAUAUCCACCUGUAACUGCGCCCCAGGAAAGGCUAGAGAUACCGACACUAAUCAGUGCCUUGAUGCUGUAAUUAUGGAAGGAACGAUUAGAGUAUUAAAUUUCAACGGUUCCGAGGCCGUUUAUUCAGAUGCACUGGGAAACACGAGUAGCUCAGAGUUCCAGGAAAUUGCUGCACCAUUAGUAGAACAGAUAAUGUCUACCUUUUCUAUGGCUAACGUCAUCCCUGAUGACGUCACAAUAACCAGUAUUAGGAAUGGCAGCUUGAUAUUCACAUACGAGCUCCUCGUCGCGACGGAUUCUAACCCGGAAGAACUUGCCAAUGAGCUGAGCGUAUUUAUACGGCAGCACUUGGAAAGUAAUGGAGGGAUAUUCGAUUCUUCAGGGAGUACCACCUUCUUGGCGGAUUCUAAUGCAACCCUGUUACAAGUUGUGGUAAUGGACGAAUGUUCGGAUCCCGAGCUAAAUGAUUGUUCGUCAAACGCAAAUUGCAUGGACCACAACAUGGCAGGUGGAUUUACAUGUGAAUGUUUCUCGGGCUAUCGUGACCUCUUCCCCAAUGUACUUCCGGGCCGUUUCUGUUUUCCAAAUUAUUCUGAAGCUGCUAAUCCCGGUGCUGCUUUACCUAGAAACUAUGUGUACAUUGCUGUCGGGAUAGUCUUUGGGAUUGUAUUCGGGCUCAUGAUGCUGUGUUUACCUAUAGUAUGCAAACGGUCCUACGUUAGAACCAAAUGGAGGCAGUCAUACGAGGAGAAAAGCGUUUACAACUCGACCAUUGCCGAAUCUCACAAUAGAGAAUACCCGUAUCUGAAACGUAACGGAGGCCACUUGUUUGACGAAUCGGAGAAAGUCGAGCAACGAAACCAUCCCUUGUAUCUCAACUACACAAGGACCAGUGGUGAGAAUGGUGCAAGUCCCAGGACAUCCAGAAGCAAAGGUCCGACUUCCAACUCAGAGGGUCAGACAUUUUCGCAUGACGUUGCAACCUCUUCUUCGCCUGAAACGAGCAACAGACUUAACAGUUCAAAAGCAUCAUCCCCCAGAUACGGAGGACAACAUCUGCAUUACCCCUACCACAAACGAAUGGUGAUGACAGACCAGAUGCGGCAAAUGAAAAGAUUAGAUGCCAACGAAGAUGCAGGGCGGUAUUCGCCAAAAACACCGAGAGAACACAUUGAGCGAGGAAACCACCUACCUUUAGAUUCGCUACAAAGAUCUGUAUACGUCACACGAUUUUGACACGACAAGCGGAAGUCUAAGUUCAAAGACUGAGGUCCUGCGGGGUAUUAUUAUCAGUCAUAGCCGUUCCUGUUGAGAGGGCAACAAUUUGG